Messenger RNA from Tribolium madens (black flour beetle), 3460 nucleotides. Its product is annotated as octopamine receptor beta-1R-like. The record is from RefSeq and is a predicted model, not a curated record. Gene Ontology annotation, molecular function: octopamine receptor activity. Gene Ontology annotation, cellular component: membrane. Bases 142 to 1500 code for a protein of 452 amino acids. Lineage: Eukaryota; Metazoa; Arthropoda; Insecta; Coleoptera; Tenebrionidae. Gene Ontology annotation, biological process: adenylate cyclase-activating adrenergic receptor signaling pathway. The transcript is spliced from 4 exons.
CGCGCGUUGCCGACUAAAAACUACCAUCGUCCGUAAAACCAAAAGCAAAACGUGCCAACAUUUUAGAAAAAUCUUUCACACGCAAUAACAUUUUUUUUACAAAAUGUCAAAACCACGCCAACUCCUGACUUAAACUUCACCAUGAACGAGAUCCUCGUCAUAACGGACUUGGUGACUCAAGCCUCUUUUAAGAACUCCACUGAUAAUUCCAACGAUACGUCUGAGGCAAUCCACAUAUCCAACAACUACGCGUACGCUUUCCAGCCGACAUGGGCGAAAAAUUCUUGGCUUCUUUGCUUCCUGCUGACAGUCAAGACCACCGUGAUGGCCCUAAUAAUAAUUGCCGCUUUAUUCGGCAACCUCUUAGUGAUAGUUUCAGUGAUGCGUCAUCGGAAGCUGCGCGUUAUCACCAACUAUUUCGUCGUGAGCUUAGCUCUGGCCGAUAUGCUGGUCGCUAUUUGGGCGAUGUGUUUUAAUUUCAGUGUCGAGAUAACAGGAGGUAGAUGGAUAUUUGGUUAUUUUAUGUGUGACGUGUGGAAUUCUUUGGACGUGUAUUUUUCGACGGCGUCUAUUUUACAUUUGUGUUGUAUCAGUGUGGACAGAUAUUACGCCAUCGUGCAACCACUCGACUAUCCCUUGAUCAUGACGAAUGCAAGACUUGCGGUCAUGCUAGCCGUCGUGUGGUGCAGUCCGGCUUUAGUGUCCUUCUUGCCCAUAUUUAUGGAGUGGUACACGACCGAAGAACAUCUAGAAUUCAGGAGGAAGCAUCCUUACAUAUGCACCUUCACAGUCAACAGGACCUACUCAGUUAUUUCUUCGAGCGUCAGCUUCUGGGUGCCCGGCAUGGUCAUGAUAUUCAUGUAUUACAGAAUUUAUGUAGAAGCAGAUAGACAAGAACGGAUGCUCUAUCGGAGUAAGGUAGCAGCAGCCCUGCUCAACAAACACCUGCAAAUCAACGGAAUAUCGGCAGGGCUAACGGCGCUUCGUCAAUCGGUAGACGCAGGACUCGAAUCCGAAAAAACUCCUGAUCCUGGAACUAGCAGCAAAAUGAAACGCGAAAGAAAAGCUGCCAGGACUCUAGGCAUCAUCGUGUCGGCCUUUCUAGCUUGCUGGCUUCCCUUUUUUCUGUGGUACGUGAUAACGUCUCUAUGUGGUUCGAAACGUUGCUACAGUCCCCCAUCAGUGAUCACUUUAGUUUUCUGGAUCGGUUACUUCAAUUCGGCAUUGAAUCCACUAAUCUACGCCUACUUCAAUCGCGAAUUUCGAGUGGCAUUCAAGAAAACGUUGCAGACUUGCUGUCAACUGAGUUCUAAGUUGGUCUGUUGGAAAUGGCCGAGGUCAAGGGGCGAUCAUCAGGUGAAUUACAGCAACGCGUCGAGCGAGAUGCACGUUAAUAACCAUCUCAGGACUGACUUACGAGCCGAAGGUAUGGUGCAAAGAUUCAGCUAUAACAUUUCCGAAGGUGAAAUUAUUAAUUUGCAAAGUGAAGACGCUAUUUAAGCGUUGAGGUUGUUCUGACAUAUCAAAGGAACUCGAGUGCAUAGGAGGUAAAGUGUAUAGUUGUUAAUUAAUUUUUUUUCCAGUAAAGCGUCUUAAAGUAAAUUUUUAUUUGAUCUCAAUUUAAAUCUUCUAUGCACUUCUUCCGAAGAGAACCAGUCAAUAAAUCAAUAACACGGGACUAUCAUUUUUGAGUAUACGAUCAUUAAUAUUUGAUAGUUGAAUUGAAAUGGUUUAUUUAUUAGUUUCUGUGCCAAUGUUUAAGAUGAUGGACACGUAGCAUGGCGUCUUAGUAUUUAAUAAAGUUUUGAUUGACGAAACAAAGCACAAAGUUGUUGAAAUUCAAUCUCUGAUUUAAGGCGCAUCACCGUAUACAAUUAACAAAGAAGACAAGACGCUUGUAAUAUUUCGACGUAAUACAAUUAAGCGACUUACACGUUUGUUUACAAUUCCGCUUAUUUCACUUUAAAUUUUCUUUCGCUGAGUUUUUCCGACACUUACUCGCAAUGUUAUAAAAUAUUAAAUCAGUCCUAUUAGCGCCUCAUCACAUAUCAACAUUGUUUCGAAACUAGAAAUUUUCUGGCCCCCAGUUCGUAGUUACUGAGUCUCGAGAGUGUUAGACAUUAAGUGGUGUUUCAAAACCGGGGAUCCAUUAAGCAGUCUAUUUUACCGAGCCAGUUAUACACUCAUAAUGGCUAUAUUAGCAUACCAAAAGCACGUGGAGGCCAACCACCAACGCGUACACAACAUCCCCGAAUCGUUGUAACAACAAACUUAUUACAAUUAAAACCGGAAAGGACUCGCUUUCGGGGAAAAAAUAUUUUCCCACCAUAUAAAUUGGUUACGUUGUCAGUCAUAACAUAAGACGUAUUAAAAUAACGUUUGUUGAUGACGUUGAAGUGACGUCUGUGAACGUCAUUUAUCGACCAUUCAUUGUCCUAGUGACCACAAUUAAACCAUCCUUCCUCAACCUCAACCUUCAACAGUUGAACAGUUGAGAGGCAUCAUUUUUCAUCGAUCAAGUUCCAUCUAAGUAAUUAAAGUUAUUGUUAACAUCAAAAGCAUCUCCAUCAUCGUCGAUUUAGUUAUCAAACUUGGGUUAAUAUUCGAGUUUCUGUUUCAAUGAAAAUGUCGAUUGUUGAGACUAGAGGUCAGGUCACGCGUGACAAAAUAUAAGGCUCAAGGUGGUGGGUUACGGUAGCAUGCGAACAUCAUUAUGGGCUUUACGUUAUGAUUUAGUGCUAUAAUACCUGUCCGAGGAGUUUCCUUAAAAUGCCUUCUCGUCGAGAACGUGCUCGUAUUAAUAUUUUAAUAGAGCGCGAUCCCCAUCGAUUGUACUUUAACGCAUUUAUAGAAAAAUUGAUAGCGUGACCGAAAUCGUUACUAUUAUGAUCGAUUCCGUUUAAAUAUUUAUAAGGCCGUGGACUUGAUGGCAACUGAAACUAAUAAAUAAUCCAUUCAUAUACGUUCUAUACUUAGAAUAGACACUUUGAGUGGUUGUCGGAGCUUCUAAGUUGUAAAAAACUAUCCGUUACCUGUAGUUGUUUCAUAUCAAAUAUAGAAGAGAAAACGACCAAGACGAGAACAAUCCAUUAGAAGUAUUUUAAAGCUAAGUAAAACUCCAAUCAUUGUUGUAUGAUAAACCCUUUAAUAAAUGUAACACCAACAAAGAUAGAGAAUGUAACGUAACUACAGUGUACAAUCAAAGACGUGUAUCUAAAAAGUACUUGAUUUAAGACUUUUCAGACACACUAUCUUGUUUUUUUCGUUUCAUGGACGGUGCAAAAUGGUAUAUAAAUAUUAAAAAAAUACCAUUUUGUCUUACCAACAACUGUUAGGUGUAUCGUCAUACUAAACGUCCAAAUAAUAGACAUAAGACCUAAUGUAUAUGGAUUGUAUCAAAUAAUAACGACCAUAUUAUUUCACUUUCUGACUCAGCAAACAUUAAACCCAUCAUGAUUUG